CUGCACACUGAGGAGCUCACAGGUCGCAGAGAGCAGCUGUCACCGCAGCACAUCAUGUCCGGUCCCGUUUAUCUGCUCACUGGAGGUUGCGGCUUCCUCGGCCGGCAUCUCCUGAGGCUUUUACUGGAGAAGGAGGACCACCUGGCGGAGGUCCGGGUGUUCGACAAACACGUCGACUUAAGUUUGACUGGACUCGGCACAGAGCGGACGAAGGUGGUGGUCAUCCAGGGGGACAUCACAGACUACAGCAGCGUGCUGGAGGCCUCCCGGGGGGCCGAUAUCGUCGUCCACGCUGCCAGCUUGGUGGACGUUUGGCACAAAGUCCCAGAGACCCUCAUCGUCGCUGUCAAUGUCACAGAUAACUUUUCUCUCUGCUCAGGGACGGAGAACGUGAUCAACGCCUGUGUGGAGUGUGGCAUCCAGUGCCUGGUCUACACCAGCAGCAUGGAAGUGAUCGGCCCCAACGUCGACGGAGACGCCUUCGUCAGGGGCAAUGAAGACACGCCGUACAGAGUGAAACACACAAUGGCCUAUCCUCUGAGCAAAGCAAAGGCAGAGAAACUCGUGCUUGAAGCUAAUGGCAAGAAGGUGAAGGGUGGAAAGUGUUUAUCCACAUGUUCUCUGCGGCCGACGGGGAUCUAUGGCGAGGGACACCAGCUAAUUAAGGAUUUCUACAAUCAGGCUGUCGAAAGGGGAGGCACGGUCGUCGGGGGUGUCCCAGAGGACUCUGAACAUGGACGGGUCUAUGCAGGCAACGUGGCCUGGAUGCAUGUACUUGCAGCCCGAGCCCUGAGAGAUCGCCCGCAGACAGUCGGAGGGGAAGCCUUCUUCUGCUACGAUGACUCACCCUACAAGAGCUACGAGAAUUUCAACAUGCAGUUCCUCUCCACGUUUAACUUCAGACGGGUGCGCAUACCCUCAACGGUGCUCUGGUUCAUGGCUAUGCUUAAUGAUUUGUUACGCUGGAUCCUGAGCCCCGUCUACAACUACACGCCGUUGCUGAACCGUUACACUUUGGCCGUGGCUUGCACCUCCUUCACUGUCAGCUCAGAUAAAGCCCAGCGCCACUUCCAGUACCGCCCUCUGUACGACUGGGAUCAGUGUCGCACCCGCACACAGAAAUGGGUUGACACACUUCCUGUGGAUAACAACAAAGACUCCUAAUGUGACCUCAAGUACAGCACGCUUUAGAAGCUGCUACGUAGACUCCAGAAGGACUCCAGAAGUACAUUGUCAAGAAGUAACCUCUAAUAAAACCAAAGGAAAGCAAAUUUACAGUAUAAAUAAUAUUUAGUUUCAUUGUUGUAUUUGUGUUAGUCUAGCAGCUUAGUUGUAAAGAAAACAUAAUUAAAGCAUUUGUUCAGAUGAAGCACAAACAUUAAUAUCCUUGUUAAAGAACGUAUGAUUCAUUGUUAAAGUCCAUUGGAUUCAGUUUUCCAGCUACAAACACCAAACAGGGACUGCUUUCCGUUACGAAUGUGCUUUAUUCAGAUAUUAAACAUUUUCACAUCAGAGAUUGUUUAACAACAUUUGUAUUUAUGACAAAUGUAAACACAGUUUACAAGCAUUAACCGGACGUUAGACCUGUAUUUCUGUGAUGUAUUAUUAUUGAUAAGCUAUGUUUUAUGUUAUAUCUAAUUUAAAGAAUGUUUUAUAAUGACAUUGUUGAUGAAAUGUAUCAUGUUUAGUUUUUCAUUUAGUUCAAUUUUAAAUAAAGAUGAUUUAAUAUAUUCCA
Messenger RNA from Anarrhichthys ocellatus (wolf-eel), 1735 nucleotides. RefSeq names its product hydroxy-delta-5-steroid dehydrogenase, 3 beta- and steroid delta-isomerase (gene hsd3b7). The transcript has 6 exons. The record is from RefSeq and is a predicted model, not a curated record. Gene Ontology annotation, molecular function: oxidoreductase activity, acting on the CH-OH group of donors, NAD or NADP as acceptor. NCBI's taxonomy places the organism in Eukaryota, Metazoa, Chordata, Actinopteri, Perciformes, Anarhichadidae. Gene Ontology annotation, biological process: steroid biosynthetic process. Bases 55 to 1164 code for a protein of 369 amino acids.